ACCAUGUUGCUUAGGGUGAUGAAUGAUGAUCGCACUAGAUGGCUACGUAGUCGAUGAGUACCAAACAACCGAGACGAAUAUACAAACAAAAUAAGCUAUUUGCUAUUUGUGUUAUUCUAUUUAAUUAGAUAAUGUUUGUUAAACCUAACUCUGAUGUGUCGGAUUUGAGGGAAGAAAGACCAGAUUUCAACAGUGAUGAAUCAACUAAUUUUGUUUAUAAUCCUCAUCGUUCGCAGUCUAUAGAGAAUCAACGAAGAAGACUGCCAAUCUUCGAAAACCGUGACCAAGUGUUAUACUUGCUUGAAACACACCAGUUUCUUAUUCUAAUUGGUGAAACAGGAAGUGGAAAAAGUACUCAGGUUCCCCAAUAUCUCCUAGAAUCUGGAUGGGGAUGUGAUGGUACAGUUAUUGCUGUAACUCAACCUCGCAGAGUAGCUGCAUUAAGUCUUGCAGCAAGAGUUGCAGAUGAGAUGGGAACAUCUUUAGGUCAAUCAGUUGGCUACUCAAUCAGAUUUGAUGAGCGGAUUUCAGAGAAAACUAAGUUGAAGUUCGUCACUGAUGGUAUGCUCUUAAGGGAAAUGCUUACUGAUCCAUUGCUGAAAAAGUAUAGCUUAAUCAUGAUUGACGAAGUCCAUGAGAGAUCCUUAAACACUGAUAUACUUCUUAGUUUGUUAAAGAAAAUCUGUAAGAAACGGCCCGAACUGCGUCUUGUUAUAUCUUCUGCCACUUUGGACGCUGAAGAGCUAAAAAACUACUUUGAACUGAACAAGAAUAAAAAAUCUCGUUUGGAAAGAUCUAACCCGGCUCAAUAUCAAGUGGGGUCUACAGUUAUUAUGAAUGUUGUUGGCAGGUGUUAUCCUGUUGACAUUUUUUAUGCUCAAGAUCCGGUUCCUGAUUACUUAAAAGCUAGUGUCGACACUGUUAUUAAAAUAUCAAUUCGGGAACCUUCGGGUGAUGUAUUAGUUUUUCUAACUGGCUAUGAAGAAGUGGAAACUGCGGUGCGACUUUUAAAAGAACAUGCAAACACAAUAGCUGAUUCCGCAAACAUAGAUAAAUUGUCUGUUUUAGCGAUGCAUGGAGGAUUAUCGAAUGAAGACCAGUUACAAGUGUUUCAACGUUCUCCACCCGGAAGAAGAAAAAUUGUGGUUGCGACAAACGUAGCUGAGGCUUCUAUUACUAUUCCUGGAAUUGUUUAUGUCAUCGAUUGUGGAUUUGUGAAAUUGAAGUGGUUCAACGCGGAUACUCAGACCGAUGCUCUAGUUGUUGUUCCCAUUUCUCAAGCUUCUGCCCAACAACGAGCUGGUAGAGCUGGGCGGAUUAGAGCUGGAAAAGUCUACCGGCUGUACACUGAAGAUUAUUUUUACACUCUGAAUCGAUUUACACCACCGGAAGUGCAACGAAGUAAUUUGUCGUCCGCAGUUUUGCAAUUAAAAGCUCUAGGUGUUGACGAUGUCAUUCAUUUUGAUUUUCCAAGCCCCCCGCCAGCUCGACAUCUUGCUAUAGCCUUAGAGCUAUUGUUUGCCUUAAAAGCCAUUGAUACAUCUGGACGACUAACAGAUGCAGGAUUGAAGAUAGCGGAAUUCCCAGUGGAACCUAUAAUGAGCAAAAUGCUACUUUCUUCAAAGGAUUUCAAGUGUUCAAUGGAAAUUGCAUCGAUUGUAGCAGCGAUGCAGGUCCAAGCUCUCUUCUAUUAUCCAACACGAGGACAAGAAAGUAUUAAAGCUCGCGUCGCUAGACGAAAAUUUGAUGCACAAGAAGGAGAUCUAAUUACUUACCUUAAUGUGGUAUCUGCGUUUGCCAAACAUGGAGAGUGUUCCAGAUGGUGUCAAUCAAAUUACCUCAAUAAAAAGUCGCUCAAGCGGGUAGUCCUGUUACGUGACCAAUUAAUUAAAUUGCUUCAGCGGCUAGGCAUACGAAUUUCAUCAGCUGAAGGAGAACUUGAGCCCGUACUUCGUUGCAUAGCAUCGAGCUUUUUCCCAAACACAGCAUACCUUCAUCCAAGUGGACAAUAUAAAACAGUGUUAGCCGAUAUUGUUCUUCAAGUUCAUCCACACUCCAUUUUGUUUACGGAGGAGAAAGCACCAUGGGUUGUUUUUGGUGAGGUUUUGCAGACCACCCAACUAUUCAUGAGAGAUAUCACAGUAAUCGAUCAAAUUUGGUUGGAAGAAUUAGCACCUCACUACUUUCAAAAAGUUACCGAACGAUGAACAAUUUAAAAUAUUACCAUUAUGCAGAAUAUUUGUUUUCGUACAAGUAAUUAGUAAUACAACGCACCGGGAAAAAUAAGAAAAUACAAUGAACAUCAUCACGUGAA
This is a messenger RNA of Daphnia pulex (common water flea), 2314 nucleotides long. RefSeq names its product probable ATP-dependent RNA helicase DHX35. The record is from RefSeq and is a predicted model, not a curated record. Lineage: Eukaryota; Metazoa; Arthropoda; Branchiopoda; Diplostraca; Daphniidae. Gene Ontology annotation, molecular function: ATP binding; RNA binding. The transcript has 14 exons. Gene Ontology annotation, cellular component: intracellular anatomical structure; catalytic step 2 spliceosome. The coding region runs from base 132 to 2207 and encodes 691 amino acids.